Molecule: messenger RNA, 1798 nt
Organism: Acanthoscelides obtectus
Lineage: Eukaryota; Metazoa; Arthropoda; Insecta; Coleoptera; Chrysomelidae
Source: the annotation of a GenBank genome assembly
GCCUCCCCUCCUAACCGUGUCGAACUUCGUACACCAAGAAGUGACAGAUACGACCGCUCCUUUUUCCCCAGGAUGUCGAGAUUGUGGAACAAUCUACAAGAGGAAGCGUUUCCCAGUUCUAACCUGAGGCAGUUCAAAAAUCGCAUUAACAAAAUUUCUGUGGGAUCCUCAUAGCAGCCGCGGUGUCCUGGGAUUUAGGCUUCUGCCUGCGCGGCUGCUUCGGCGUCAAAAUAAGUAUCUGCCAUCAGCUUUUAGACCACGAAUGAUGAGACGAUUUUAACAGUAAAGCAAUGUAUUCAUGAGCGCAAUUCGAGUCGCGUAUAAAAGCAAAGGUGGGGCGACUUUAGCUGCAUAUUUCAAACCGAUCAGUGCGAAGUGAGAGGUGUGUUAGGAUGAUUUCUUUAUAUCCGUGUUUACUUCUGUUAGCGCUUGCCGGUUCCACAUUAGCAUAUGCUGGGCAGUACAUUCCAAAAUCCUUCUAUGUAAUCGAUCGACAAGGCCACCAAUCAGACGUGGUGUACAUCCGUAACAGAAGGGACAUCCUGGAACCGCUGAUUAGGAUGCGCCGGGGAAGCGAUGUUGGAGGAAAUGGUGCCCAGGCUUCCUCCUCGGCUCAUGCGAGUGCUUCAGCUAAUGCGGGAGCUGGGGGAAUAGGUGCAGGAGGAGAAGGGAUUCCUGGGUUCCCAGGAGGAUUUCCAGGACCUGGAGGGUUCCCGACAGGAUUUAAUGGACAUGAUUACAGCAACCCCAGCGCGUUUCUUGAUCAAUUAUCCUCCUUUGCAUCCAACUUUCCAGGCGCAUUUGGGGGACCAGGUGGAAUAGGAGGCGGUCAAGGCAAAUCAUUCGCCACGUCGGGAAGUUUCGCCAGUGGAGGCGGCCAAGGUAGUGGCAGCGGAACGGGAUAUGGUACAGGUAGUGAAGGAGGUGUAGGUGGACAUCAAGGUCAUCAAGCUGGAUACAAUGGACCAAUAUUGUUCUCAAGAUUCGGUGAAACAGAAGGUCGAGGUGCUCAAGUCUCGGCAUCUGCAGAAGGACCACACGCCGCAUUUAGUUCAUCCUCCACCUCUGUGGAUGGCAAUGGGAAAGUGAAGUAUUCAGUAAAGUCUGGGAAGUACUGAGAGCUGAGUUUAUUUUAGUUAUUUUACAGUGCCAGUUUGUGAUAAAUUAUUGUUAGUAUGCGCUAUUUUUAUAACAGUGAUGCAGUGAUGUAUUUAGUAGUAUGUAAAUGUAGCAUUAUUAAUAAAACCAACAAUAAAUCUGACUUGGUGAUUAAAGUAAUUCCAUUCUAGAAACAGCUUAGCUUAUGUGAAUGACAAGUGGGAGAUCAAAAAACAUAACAAAUAUCUGUAAACGCACCAAUGUUCAGAACUACUUGAAAAUUAUCUGAACGUCUUUUCAGCCUCCAACCACAUUAUAGCGCCGCUUUAACGUACCUUUAACCUAUUUGAACGAGGCACCUGCACGCAUACAUUUAAAUCAACUUUGAUUUGUCUUGUGAGACAAGAAAAUCGGCGCAGCACACUGACGGAACUAGAAAAUAUUUUCAGAGGGGUCUACAUGAAAAAAGUGCUGGGAGGAGGAGCUCAGCAGUGCUAUUUCGUAUCUUGAAAAGUGACAUUGUGUGGGUAUUUUGACAAUAUAUAGGUUUUUUGUGAUAUUAUGUAGGUUUUUUACAAGAUGUCAAUUUAGAUUUAGCUGUUGUUCACUCGAUGUGCUCUCGUUCUGUAGCUGUACGUGUUGCCUAAACAUCAUGACGCUUCAGCUAUCAAAGUUUGGCUCUAAUGUGUUGAAAGCUGAG